Mercurialis annua (annual mercury) is the source of this 842-nucleotide messenger RNA. Its product is annotated as early nodulin-like protein 3. NCBI's taxonomy places the organism in Eukaryota, Viridiplantae, Streptophyta, Magnoliopsida, Malpighiales, Euphorbiaceae. The coding region runs from base 180 to 779 and encodes 199 amino acids. Gene Ontology annotation, molecular function: electron transfer activity. Gene Ontology annotation, cellular component: plasma membrane. The record is from RefSeq and is a predicted model, not a curated record. The transcript has 2 exons.
ACGCCCUUGAUUAUGCCACCAGCUAGCAGCACCAGGGCUUUUAUGUUUUUUUCUCAACGGUAACAUCGUCCAUAAUUUCUAUAAAUACACACUAAUCUUGCUUUAAUAAUUCAUUUCUUGAUAUAUUAAUUAAUUUACAUUGCUAAUUACUGUGUUCUUGGUUAGGAAAAGUAUACAAAAUGGGGUCUGGAAAAUUUCUUGAAUUUUCGUUUGUGAUUUUCUUGUUAGGGUUUGUUUUUGGGUCUUGUAAUGCUUAUAAAUUCUAUGUUGGUGGAAGAAAUGGCUGGGUUUUGAACCCUUCUCAGAAUUAUACUCAGUGGGCUCAUAUCAAUAGAUUUCAAGUCAAUGAUACUCUCUUUUUCAAGUACAAGAAAGGAUCAGACUCAGUACUACUUGUAAACAAGGAAGAUUUCAACUCAUGCAACACCAAAAAUCCUAUACAAUCAUUAACAGACGGUGAUUCAAUCUUCACCGUUGAUCACUCCGGGCCCUUCUACUUCAUCUCAGGAAAUUCUGAUAAUUGCAAUAAGGGCCAAAAAUUACACAUUAUUGUGAUGGCAAAAAGGCUAAAACCAUCCCCAGUACCUACUGAUCCUCAAUCUCCUUCACCACUGGCAUUAUCUUCGCCCGUCACUUCCCCUGUGCCGCCGUCACCACCUACCACGGCGGAAUUGGCACCGCCUCAUCAUUCGGGAUCGGAUAAAAGUACUUAUACCGGUCUGCUUAUGUUGUUGACAUGUGUUAGCAUUGGAGUGAGUGUGAUUAUUGGAGGAGUUUAGUUUAAUUAGUUUAAAUUAUGUUACUAAAGAUUAAUUCUCUUGUGUGUCCACCAAUUAAUUAAU